This is a messenger RNA of Stylonychia lemnae, 1359 nucleotides long. The record is from the annotation of a GenBank genome assembly. NCBI's taxonomy places the organism in Eukaryota, Ciliophora, Spirotrichea, Sporadotrichida, Oxytrichidae.
AUGUUUUUGUUUUACUUCGACAUGAUGAGAGGCUUGAUUCUCUUUACGCUACUGAACCUCACUUAUAAAUACGUAGUUGCCUUCCUCUUAGGCCUCUCAGUUAUGUCCAUUUAGGAUAGCCUGUGUCUUUAUGAUUCAGAUUUGGCAGUGUGUAAUUGCGCAACUGUCCUUAUUCUAGAAAAACUAACUUAUGACGAAAUCAAAGACCAAAUUGUCAACAGAAUAAUGAGAAAUCUUAGAAGAAUGAGACAGAAGAUAGUUUAUGUGUUUGGAGACCCUUAUCUUAAAGAUGUGCCCAUUGAAGAAGCAUCUAAACUGGUAUAUCACAGAAAAGAGCCAGUCCAUAGUGAGGAAGAAAUAGUUAAAUUUAUGGAAUUUAUUCUACCCUCUAGAAUAUGUUUAUAAAAGCCCCCCUGGGAAGUACACGUGUUUCCUGAUUACAACGAUACUGAGAGUGCAGUUAUUCUUAAGAUUCAUCAUUCAAUCGGAGAUGGUCUUUCAGGCUAGUUUGCAGCUUUGACGUCUUCAGAUCAUUUUGAUCCCGAAAAUGCUCCUCCUAUAAGAAAUGUCACCAAUAAAGAAAGAUUUUUACUGACAUGCUUAGGAUUUCUAAGGUUACCUUGGGCUCUAUUCAAAUCAAUGUAUUAUUGGGCAGCUCCAAAUCCUCUGAAUUACUCUCCACAACUAAGCGGUAAAAAAGUAUGUGAAGUAUCCAAAGAUUAUAUAUUGGAGGAUAUUAAAGCAGCUUCAAAACUCAGCAAUGUUACUAUUAAUGAUUACAUAUCCUCAGUCCUUGGAGUAACUGUCUAUAAAUACUUUAACAAGCAAAAUUUUAAAACUGAUGAGGUAGUUGUGAGUAUUCCAAUCAAUAUCAGAUACUACAAACCAUAAACUAUUGAAGAAAUCUAGAUUGAUAACAAAUUUACUGUUGAAUUAGUAAAACUUCCAGUUAUGAGGGAUUUCGAUGCAACCUUGAAGACAGUCCAUGAUCUCUUUUAAAAGCUAAAAUCAUCAUCUGAUUCCUUUUCAAUUUAUAUGAUCAGUCUCAUUCUAGGCAGUAUGGUGCCAUUCUAACUGACAUAAAAGCUUAUUUAUGACAUUACCAAACAAAUUACAUUUGUAUUCACUAAUUUACCUGGACCUCAAAUGCCAAUAUACUUUAAAGGCAGAGCAAGUAAAAAAGCAUGGAUUCAUUUUAUUCCAGCAGGUCAGUGCGGUGUAUCACUAGGACUUUACUCUCAUAAUGGGAUAGUCAAACUUGGGACUUGUGUUGAUGAUGCUACUAUGAAAGACUCUAAGUAAUUCUUAAAACUUUUUGAGGAGACAUUAGAUGAAGUUCUAAUGAAUAAAUAGGUUUGA